Molecule: messenger RNA, 3714 nt
Organism: Ictalurus punctatus (channel catfish)
Lineage: Eukaryota; Metazoa; Chordata; Actinopteri; Siluriformes; Ictaluridae
Gene: abi3bpb
Product: ABI family, member 3 (NESH) binding protein b
Exons: 22
Coding region: 148-2601 (817 amino acids)
Biological process (GO): extracellular matrix organization; positive regulation of cell-substrate adhesion
Molecular function (GO): protein binding
Source: RefSeq, a predicted model, not a curated record
ACGACGGACGUGUUCAAGGUCCAUCAGUCUGUUAGCUGAGCACCUCCUGAGUCUUACACUUCAAACAGAAGAAGAAGGGUUUUUAUUUUGGGUUUGUUUUUGUUUUUUUCUUUUAGUGAAGCGUGUUUUACCUGUGCUCAGAGCACCAUGUCCAUGCCAGGACUCCUUCACUGCAUCCUCCUGCUCUCCAUCGCCGGGAUUCUACUCCUCUCAGAUUCUUCUGCAAGGAGAAUCAGAGUCAGAAGACAGAAUAUGAAGGUUCGGAUUAACGCUACUGGUGACACCAUUGUCCUGAAGUUCCUCCGACCCAACCCUGAUAUCAAGCUUGAGGGCUACAUUCUGGGCUACGGUUCUAGCAUGUUCUCCAAGCAGUUCAUCCAGCUUCCAGAGAAUGGACAACCCUAUGAGACAGAGAUCGAUGCUGAACCAAAGUACCUAGUUGCCGUCCAGCCAAUCAAACCCAAUGAUGUGAAGAAACAAUGCACAGGUAAAGUCAACCUGGACAAGCCCCUUAACCUGGUGAUUGGGACCGUCUCCUCCACCUCAGUUCUGCUGUCCUGGGGGCCAUAUACUAAGGCGCCUUAUGAGGGCAACAUCAUGAAUGACUGCCUGGAAGAUGGGUACUACACAAUCCGUUACAGAGAAAGGAACAGGAAGUGGAUCUAUCAGACAUGUCCCACCAGUGACACGGUCAUCGACAAUCUGAAACCCAAUACCCACUACGAAUUUGGCGUCCGACCCAACAAAGAUGACCGCAAUGGCGUGUGGAGCAAACCCGUCAUCCACAGCACCAACAUGGGGGAAAAAAUCAUGCACAAUCCCUACAAACCGAGUCAGACCAAGCCUGAGAAGCCUCCGAUGCCGGGACCACGUACAGUGUUUCCACCUCGGCUGGCUGUGCACAACAGGACCCAGCCAAGACUCCCACCUCUUCACACAAAUCCUGCUUUUCCUGGAGCUCCAAAGACAUCUUUUGUGCCUCCUCCUCCUCCUCCUCUGGUCCAGCAGGAAACUGCACUUAUCCCUGGGUCCAGUGAGCCCAAACAGUCUCAGCUAACACUGGACACAGGCAGCCUUGCUAGAAAUACCUCUUCUCAAGCCGGAGGGAUUUCUCUUGGCUUGCCACACCUCCUGUCCACUCGACCCCCUCGCCAGACAACCACUGUCACCCCUCAGACCCUCUCCGAAGGCGACCGGCGACUUGGCCUCUCCCAGACCAAGGCACCAAGUGCCACUCCCAAGACUUUUAGUUCAUCUGGUAAUUCUGGUAAAAGCUUUCUGAGAGACCCAAGCUUGUCUGUUCCACCCAAACCCUUCGAUUCAGUCGUAACAGUGAGCAGCAGGAACCGGACGACUGUGGGCAGAACUCCUUUCUAUCCCUUCUAUAGCGGCAUGCGGCACCCUUCUUUCCCCAGGGCCAACGACUCGUCAAGAAGAUACGGGGUGAACGGACAACAUCAUAAAGGAAUGUCUUUCCCCAAACCAGUCAUGUGGUCCAGAGCCAGAAUGGGUUCUCCUGCUCGACCUUCUUUCCACCCCAAUAAAAAGCCCAACCUGGUUGGUGAAUCCACUGGAAAAGACAUACUGAUCGACCCACAAAAGGACAAGUCAACAUUCCUGCAGCCAAAAGUUCCCCUUGUGACUGCCAAACCAGUCAAACCCAAAACAACCACUUCUCCAGUGACAGUAACACAGUUUGAAACAUGGGAGAACUCGUCUGCCUUCAGCUCUGUUCCGGCAUCCAAAAUCGAUGCCAUGGGCAAAGAGCGCUUCACUGCUCCUCACGUGGUGUAUAAAACGGAUAAGAAACCAGAUGAGCCAUGCUCCAUCACCAAGUCUCUGAGUUAUUUCCCAGAGGAUGAAGGAGGGGAAACCACAGUGACCGGUCCUCCCCGUACGCCUCCGUCUAACCUUACCGUGGUCACUGUGGAAGGUUGUCCCUCCUUCAUCAUCCUUGACUGGGAUAAAACCGACAACGAAACCACAGAGUACGAGGUCAUCUCGACCACAAAGGGACCUGAAGGAGAAAAGGUCUCCAUCCUGACCACCAACCAAACACACACAGCUGUGGAGAACCUCAAACCUGAGUCCAGUUAUGAGUUCAAAGUGAAGCCAAAGAAUGAACUGGGCGAGGGGCCACCCAGCGAACCAGUGACCUUUAACACAGAGUCGGCGGAUCCCAGAGUGAGCGAGUACGUUUCAGGCAAAGACGCUAUCUGGACUCAGUUCCCAUUCAAGACGGACUCAUACUCUGAGUGCAAUGGCAAGCAGUAUGUUAAGAGAACAUGGUAUCGCAAGUUUGUCGGCAUUCAGCUCUGCAACUCACUUCGAUAUAAGAUCUACCUGAGCGACUCUCUUAACGGUAAAUUCUACAACAUUGGGGACCAGACAGGCCAUGGAGAGGACCACUGUCAGUUUGUAGACUCCUUCCUGGAUGGAAGGACCGGGACACAGCUGCCUGCAGACCAGCUUGAAUCUCGACCAGGUUACUUCAGAGCUGUGAGGCAAGAACCAGUUCACUUCGGCCAGAUCGGAGGAAAUUCACACAUCACUUAUGUAGCAUGGUACGAGUGUGGUACACCAAUCCCGGGAAAGUGGUAGAGCCCCAAAAUAUGUCUGAAGUGAGAGAAGUAACUUUCAUUGACUGAGAUGGUCACAUGCUGGUUAUUGUUCACCAAUGACUUGGUGGUGUGUGAUACCUCAGCGUCCGGCACCAAAGUCCAAAACAUGUAUAAAGGUGUACAGUAUUGAAGAGUCAGGGACUUAUUAGCAGGUUUGUGUUGUAUAUGAACGAACCAUGCCUUGCUGUCUUAUUUAUCAUUAUUAAACAACAAGCAAAGGGGAAAAAAACAUCAAAAAAUAGAAUAAAGAAACAUACUAAAAAUGACAUCAACUUCGUGUAAGUCAUGGAUGUUUCAAAAUAUGACUUUGGUUUAAAUUUUGGGAAGCUGGCUCCCUAAAAGUAUUUUGGUAUUUUGUGUAAUAUUAUUUUUAUUAUAAUUAUUGUGUAAAGUCUGCGGUGCCUUGUUUCUGAGUGAGAGAAGACACAAUGUUUUCCAUUCUGAUCAAACCAGUGAGAUUCAUCCAUCCAUCUAUCCAUCCAUUUGUUCAUCCAUCCAUCCAUCCAUCCAUCCAUCCAUCCAUCCAUCCAUUCCUCACCUCAUUCAUUCAUUCAUUCAUCCCUUCAUUCACUCACACAUAUUACAUUCAUUUAUCACCUUUUCUUCCUGAGCCCUGCUAUACUGGGGGUGUGGGGGUGUGGGUGGUUGGGGGUGGGGGUGGGGGUGGGGGCGGGGGGGGCUCCAGACUGUAAAGACCUUACACUUGCAAUUUGCACAACAUAAAUCUAUUUAUAUGUAUAUGGAGAGAGUAUUUUUUCAUUAAACAUAUUAAACAAAAAGGAGUUUUUGAACUACGCAGUAACGUCUCUAUCAGUGCAAAGGCCAUCAAAUGGGUUUUAGGCCAAUGAAAACAACAGGAACUCAUGGCUCACGGUGACAAGUAUGUUUUGUACAGUAAAUUCUUCUACCCAGGCCCAAUGGUCAAUUAAAGUGUAUAUAUCUAUAAAAAAAAAUAAUUACGCUGUAAAAGAUGAAAUUGCAUUGUUGAUUUGAAUGCAAUGUUUCAGUGUAUUUUUAUUUUUAUUUUUCAGUAAUAAAAACCAGAACAUAUUGUUUCUCCAUUUUUUUAAAUAAAAAAACCCCAAUUCUUUGA